Racocetra persica is the source of this 450-nucleotide messenger RNA. The record is from the annotation of a GenBank genome assembly. Lineage: Eukaryota; Fungi; Glomeromycota; Glomeromycetes; Diversisporales; Gigasporaceae.
AUGGAUCAAGUAAAAAUUACUGGCGGGGAGAUGGUUUUGGCAGAGAAUGCUAGAAUGCAAAUAAAAAUUUACGAAUUGCAGCAACAGAUUCGUGCUUUAAAUACUGACAGAGAUGAAUUGGUUCAAGAAAACACAUGUUUAAGAAAUAGAAACGAUCAAUUUGAAACUGAUAAUAAUCAGACUCGUGCAGCAAAUGAGAAUCUGACGCGAUUAAACAACGCGUUGAAAAUUGUUUUGAGAGAUGCUGAAGACGAAAGAGACCAUUAUCGCGCUGCUAAUAUCAAAGAGUUUGAGGAUUUUAUCUCAAAUUAUAUCUUUGGGUUGUUCAAUAAUAUUGGUGAAUUGCUUAGAGUUGAUAAUCGAUAUAUGACAAAUAUUAAAGUUUUUGUUUCCAGUUUUCAUAAUUCCUUAUGUGAAUCUCACAGAGAUGAAGAGAAUUCGUGUUAUUGA